AUGAAGUCACGUCGACCAAGCUGCAGCCACUCUGGAUCGGAGCCUUCAUCACCAGACUCUAAGAGUCCAGGAAAAUAUGAGACUGCCACAAGGCGACGAAUGGCUGCCAACGCCAGAGAAAGGAAGAGGAUGCAGGGUUUGAACACAGCCUUUGAUUGCUUGCGAAAAGUGGUCCCUCAGUGGGGCCAGGACAAAAAACUGUCCAAGUAUGAAACUCUGCAGAUGGCCCUCAGCUACAUCAUGGCCCUCAACCGGAUCCUGACAGACCCAAGGAGGCACAACGCUCCUUACAAGCAGUGGCUAAACCUGCAAUUUGACUGUGUCCAGCCUGAAAACUACCCCUGUCUGAGGUACGACUCUCCAGCUGGACGGGAGUGUAUGCAUUCAUCAAUAAUACAUCCGUUCCGGAGCCAUUAUGUCCCCACAUGAACAUGCGAUAGAUAGACCAGUUUUCUCUCCUUCUUUUGGAUGGGAGUGAACAUAUACAUAGAAAGUGACUUUUUUGCCUCUGUUUUUGGUUGUGCUUAAAAGCUUCCACUUUAAGUUUUAUUUCAUUAAUAUUUAAUCAAACGUUUGACUGUUCUGUCAGAAUAUAAGUACACAUUUGUAGAGACCUAUUUUGUGUUAAAUUAUAUAUUUCCAUGAAAAAUAAAAUAUAUUUUGUAUUAAAAACACUCUUUCUUGUUCUUGUCUGAUGGUACAAUCAGUUUCUUUAUGUUUGAAAGAAUACUUGAUGAACUAAGUAAGGAGUUUUAUGAGCCUUAAACUGUAAAAGUUUGUUGGAGCCAUGAAAGAAUGAAAAGCUCUGCAUAACAUCCACAAAAACAGCACAUUUAGUCUCUUUUUUUCCAUUUUGAGCAAAAGUUUUUCAUCAAAUCAUUGGCAGCAUGAUCUCACUUUGUCUUUUUUGUUUGGUCUUAAAGGGCCGUAAAGACAACUACUGAUUUACAGCGCCUUCUCUUUUCUGUGUUUGACAUGUGCUCAGUAAUGGCAGGACACGUCUGCAGUGCUGUCACGCUAUACACCUUUGGAAAUAAACCAUCCUUUUGUUCUCUCCGCCUGUGCUUUUAGAUAAGGCUCAGUGAGAACACAAGUUGGAGAUGCUGCAGGAAAUAAGAAGGGUUUAUGGAGGAGCAAAUAAAAUAAUUGAACCUGUACACUUCUUAACACCACAAGCCAUUGUAAAGUGAGGCAGGCUGUUUGCCUUAUCCUGCCACAGCUUAAGAAAGCAGGCAAAAUUAAAUCCCAUUGUGUGGUAAUGACUGUGUAAUCGCUCUGUUUUCAGCCGCUGAAGCAUGAAAGCCCCAGAACUGGACUCAAACUCGAUCUUUAUUAGGUACAAGACAUCUACUGAAGAACAAUGUUAGCACCCAACUGCUGUUACAUAACCCACUUUUUACUACCUUGCAGUUCAUUUUUUCACCUUAACGUGAGAGGAUGUUUUUAGAUAUUCUACUUCAGUCUGUUUGGUAUGCCUGCCUCUACCAGCAAAAAACACAGAAUCAUAAAUACAUUUAUUAAAUUAAGUAUUAAAUCUAUUUCUCAAAUCAGAAAAGAGCAGAAAUAUGUUACAGCCAUUUGCUUGGUUCUCUGCUUCAAAAAAAAUGAUUUUAGCAUUCACACUGUAUUGUUGUAUUCAUCUCUUUUUAAAUACUUCAAAUGAAGAGGGAGUGGCUAUUUUUUACAGGAGCUUUUUGGAUUGUUGCUCAUCAAAUGUUCAAACUGUGUAACAUUAAAUCUUACAACAUUUAUUUCUUUGUUUUUUUUUGCAUUGGUUGUAUCCUUUUCCAGUUCACUUUACUGAAAGCAAACAAUGACUACUUACAGUGACUUUACCCAAAGCAUCCAAUGAAUGCUUACAGGGACUUAAAAUCACAUUAAAAUGCCUCUUAAUGUGUUGUAAUAUGAUUAUGACCUAUUAAAUGUGUGUUCACAAAAGGAUCAGACAGAGAUGCUCCUGAACUCUGAAACUCUCUUUGAAUUUAAUAAAUAAAUAAAUAACUUUUUUUUUUUAAAACUAUACUUAUUUUUGUACUCUGACUGCAUUAUCACCAUCAUUACCACCAUCUUAAUACUCUUCAUUUUGUUCAAUUUAAUCUAUUGCUUGUGUAUUUAUUCAUUUAUUCUAGUAUUUCUGUCACCCUUUGAGCUUUCAUUCAUUCAUUCACUCAUUCAUUCAUGUUGUGAAGCACUUUGGGCUGCAGGUAUAAAAGGUGUUCCAUAAAUUAAGGUGAGUUGAGUAUUACUAUAUAUGUGACCACAGUGAAAGGUCAGCAAAUAUGAUGCAUUGACCUAUACCCAUAAGUGAUUAGAUAAUGUGUUAUAGUGGUCGCACCUACAUGCACAUUAUAACACACUAUAAGUUUGGUGACAUAAUUUUUAAUGAAUACGGGUAUUAUUAUGAGUUAUGAUCACUGCAUUAACCACUAUAAAUAACCAUAUGACUUUGGUCAUACAUUACAGUGCAUUAUGAGUAUAUUCAUAGUGAGUUAUGAUACGUUAUAGAGACUGUCUCUUUAGGUUUUUAGGUUCAUUUGUUUCAGUGGUUUCCCUCUAUAUCACUGAUCAUUUUCCGUACGCAAAACUCAUAGAUCAUCAUAUAUUAGAGGCACGUGGCAAAUAAAUUACAAUAAUCCCCUGAUUUACUAUAAAAUGAUGGGACUACAUGAAAUGUAACUUGGUUUUGUCACUUCUGUCCUUUUGCCACCUGUACGUGUUUUAUUUGGGUGGCAUUUUUAUGACCAUAAAUCUCAAGCAACCUGCAGCUCCGCCUUUAACAAAGCUGAUGUCAUCCACUCUUUAUAACCAACUCUGUAGCACUGCCCUCUUCAUUCUGCUUCACUUUCCCCUCUGACCUGAAACCUGCCGUUUAUACAGAGGACAGCAGGUGUCCAGCAGCAUGAAGUGCCUGAACAACCGGGCUGAAAGCCACCUGACCGCACAGAUGGAGUGUGAGAUGGAUGGAAAGAGCAUUGGAGCCUGGGUGAACCAGGGCUUCUGUAGUACCCCACCACCCUUGGCCCAAGCUGUAGGAACCAUCUACAACCCACGGCCUCAGAUGGACAGCAUGUAUAGACUGGACACCCCUUCCUCAUUCCCAGAGGGACCACCAUCUACUGAGCAGACCCUGGUGAAGAAACAGAAAGGCUGCUGCACUUUUGUCAAAGGUAGGGAUUUCUUCUCUGUCAUCUGAAUUUAAUGACAAUGGAUGACACCUCACUAAUACUCAAUAAUUAUCUGAUAAAUGGCACAUGGUGUCAUAAAAUUUGAUUUGUUUUAGGCUUGUGGGGCACGACAUUGACUGAAAACACGUCAAACAACAGAGAGUUGUUUGUUCGGACCACACUGCGGGAGUUACUCAUUUAUCUCUUCUUUUUGAUGGACAUAUGCCUCCGUAAGUAUUCAUAUGUUUAUAUUUAUACACAAAUCCCUGUGGAUAUUUCAUUUUUAAUUUCAGUCAUUUAAGAAACUUUUGAGUGAUUUCAACUAUUUUUUGUGAAAAUUAAUGAAUCUCAGCCUAAGAAACUGUUUCACUCACGUAUUGUUACCCACAUAAAUGACCCUUAUGAGAAAAAAGGGCAAAAAUUUGAUGAACACUCUGAAUCUAAAAACUAAUAUUUUAUGUAAUCAUUUAUCUUAUUUGUUUUCAGCAUACUCCAACCAGCUUUGCAGUAAUGGUCAUUAUUUGUUGUCGUGCUCACCAUUUACAGUAUGUGUAUGUAAAGAGCACUUUGGACUGUUGAUUCAAAAGCUUCCCUCCUACUUUAAUGCUUGCCACAAUUGCCCUCCCUGCCCCUGUGCCUGAAAGCCAUUGUCCACCUGAGUGAUGGGAGUGAAAAGGACAUGACUGCUGCUCUCUUGCCUUUUAGUGAUAAGAGCAUUUGGUCUUAGCUUUUGUUGCUUAGAUUACAUUGUUCGCGAAGGCUAUUGCGUCAGGCCGGUGUUCUUGCUCUACAAACAAACGGUGUCUAAUCUACAUCUUUUUAAAUGCAGUGACAUAAAACAUAGCCAAACAAGUCCUCAAUGAGGUCUUUAUUUGGAUGUUUCUGGGUAGCCUUAUCACGAACUGCUGAAUGGAGCAAGAGCCUGAGCAAAGCCAGAUAGUAAUCAACUAUUAAUCUGACUAAACGUUGUGUUUCAGUGACAUAUGGUAUGACCAGCUCUAGCACAUACUACUACACUAAAGCCAUGACAGACCUGUUUGUGAAUACAGCCAGUGACAAUGGAGUGAGGUUUCAGUCCAUUAGCACCAUGGCUGACUUCUGGACCGUAAGUUUUCCUGCACACUAAUUUCUUCCAUGCACACGUUUACAUUAAAUAACUGUGAAACCAGCAUUUGAAAAGUUUUUUUCUGCAAAUUAAAUACAUCCUCCUUCUUUUAUGUCAACAGUACACCCAGGGUCCAUUGCUUGAUGGCCUCUAUUGGACUAAAUGGUACAACAACCAGUCACUGGACAGUGGAAACCAGUCCUUUAUUUACUAUGAGAACAUGCUGCUGGGAGUCCCCAGACUGAGACAGGUCAAGAUUAUGAACAACUCCUGCAAGGUCCACAGCAGUUUCCAGGAUGAGAUAGUUGGCUGUUUUGAUGUUUACAGUGACAAAAAGGAGGAUGAACUUAGCUUUGGUCUCUUCAAUGGAACUGCGUAAGCCUCCAGUAUUUCUCACUUGACUUUGGAUGUGCAACAUGAACAUACAACUGAAAUGUUUUCCUUCCUUCUUCUCUGCAGCUGGACCUACCACACUGAGAAAGAAAUCAAAGGUUCCUCUCACUGGGGCUUAUUGACCACAUACAGUGGAGCAGGAUACUAUCAAGACCUGAGUCAAACUAAAGAGGAGAGUGAAAUCAUACUGAGGGAACUGAUAAAUAACCUGUGGCUCAACAGAGGUACUAGGGCGGCCUUCGUCGACUUUUCCACCUACAAUGCAAACAUCAACAUGUUCUGUGUCAUCAGGUAAACUGCAACUUUCAUUUUACCAGCUGCUGUGGGCUCAACCAUAAAUGACCAGAGUUUAAUCUGCUUCUUUCAGGUUGUUGGUUGAGUUUCCAGCAACAGGUGGUGCAAUCCCUUCCCACCAGAUACGAACAGUCAAACUCAUUCGAUAUGUCACCUACUGGGAUUACUUCAUCCUAGGCUGUGAGAUACUGUUCUGUUUAUUCAUUUUCUACUACGCUGUUGAGGAGAUCCUGGAGCUGCGAAUACACAAGUUUGCUUAUUUCAAGAGCAUCUGGAACAUUCUAGAUAUUAUUGUAAUUUUGGUAAGAAAAUGAGAAGGACUUUAUUUAUCCCAGAGGGGAAAUUCGAUAUUAGAUACUAAUGUUUCAUUUGAUUUAAUUAUUUUUACGUCCAACUUCACGCAAAGUCAAAGAAGUAAAAUCAUUCUCCCUUCCAGCUUGCUAUCAUUGCCAUCGCAUUCAAUGUCUUCCGAACCAUCAAAGUGGACAGUUUGCUGGGCCACCUGCUGGAACACCCUAAUAUCUAUGCUGAUUUUGAAUUUCUGGCCUUCUGGCAAACACAAUACAAUAACAUGAAUGCAGUGAACUUGUUCUUUGCAUGGAUCAAGGUAAAGUGCUAUCACCGUUUACUUUGACACAUAGCUGUAUACCGGGCAUCAUCUCAGAAAUUGAGCGCUUUCCUGUUUUAGGUUUUCAAAUACAUCAGUUUCAACAAGACCAUGACUCAGCUGUCAUCCACCCUGGGUCGAUGUGCCAAAGAUAUCUUGGGCUUUGCCAUCAUGUUCUUCAUCGUGUUCUUUGCCUACGCUCAGCUUGGAUAUUUGCUCUUUGGAACAGAGGUUGAAUCUUUCAGCACCUUCAUCAAGUGCAUGUGAGAAAAGUCAGAAAACAGUGGCUUUGUAUUAAGAUGGAAUGAUUGAGCAAUAACAUAAUAACCUUCAUUCUCUGUGCAGCUUCACACAGUUCAGGAUCAUCCUUGGAGACUUCGAUUACGAUGCUAUUGACCGUGCUAACAGGGUUCUUGGACCCAUCUACUUCCUCACCUAUGUUUUUUUUGUUUUUUUUGUUCUACUGGUAAGUCUCUCUUCAGCAAAAGAUUCCUAACUUUAAAAAUGAGUAAAUAUCAAUUUAUCAAUAUUUACAUAGCUCAAAGCUCCUGUGAGGAGUUCUUUGAUGGUGAUGAAACAGGUGAUGCAUCUCUAUGAUGUUCUCAUCUGUAUAGUGAGACCAUCAGCAACAAAAUUGAUAAUUUUAAUAUUAAAAAUGUUAAUACCUGUAACUGCUGUCAGGGAUAGGUAUGCUAAAGAAAUGACCUUUGCUACUUCUCCCACUGCCAACAUUGACAAGAAAUGAUUCAUUUCAUUCAGUAUGUUUACAUGCAGUUGAAAAAAAUCCAUGUGUUAUGUUAGUCCAAAUGAAACUGAACUAUUGAAAUGUACAUAAAUACGUUAGUCUGACUGAAUCACACUAAAUCAAACUUCUCAUUGUCUAACAUUACUGGAUAAUGCAGUUGGGGAUUAAUUCUCUCUGUCAUGUAUACAGCUCGAGAUAUAAACAUAGCUUGACUUAAAUGUACUGAUUAUAAGAGAAAACAGGUGAAGAUUUUUUUGGAAACUACCUCCCUGUUUGUGAAGAUAAGACAAAUUUGGCAACAAUUUAGGGGUUAUCACUUUGUUCACAGGGGGCGCCAAAAUGAACACAGACAGAGAGCUCUUCACAGGAACUUUAACAUCCUGAAGAGCUAAACUUUGUAGGCCCUGUCAUUAAAAGACACAGAAUUAAAAUACACUGCUAACCUAGAGUUAAUUAUUGAGUCUGUAUUUCUUUAAUUUCAGAAUAAACCAAAUAAAUACACAUCAGUGUGUUAUAAUACAUACAAUAAUAAUGUCAUAAAAUAUGUAAAACAGAGUAGAUUAAAAUGUUUCUUAAACGGUGAAAUCAGAUAAAAUCAAAUGAUUUAAAGGUGUAACUGAUGUUGCACACAACAAGUCUUCAUUGAAAUACUACCAAAUGAUCACAUAUAGAAAACUGACUACAAAUGUGCUUCAUCUUUUAAGUUUCACACAAGCCUCAAAAUACUAAUAACAGUUUUGGUUUUGACUGAUUAACAGGCCUAAAUACAGCCUUACUUGUUUUAUAUGAUAAGUAAUAUAUCUUGUUAGCAAGUCUUAAUAUUUCAGCAUUAUUUUGGUGACGAUAUUUGCGUUGAUGAGUCUGUUUUUAGCUCAGCCUUUUUAAAUACCUGGCUCUGAAUUACUUCUGAUUGGUAGCUGUGAUUUAUGCUGAUUCCUAUAAAUAUGUCUUUGUUUCACAGAACAUGUUCUUGGCCAUCAUAAAUGACACAUAUUCUGAGGUUAAGGAGGAGCUCUCAACCCAGAAAGACGAGCUACAAAUUACAGAUAUCAUCAAACAGGUAAUGGCAGAAGAAAAGAUACAAGAAUAGGCACAGCUAUGAUGGUUGAGUGGAUUACAAAUAAAAGGAUUUUCUUUUGUAAUCUAGAGCUACAUGAGGACAUUUUCUAAGCUGAAACUUAAAAAAGAAAGAAUAUCAGAUGUUCAGAAAGCACUACGAUCUGGCACUGGAGAAAUUGAAUUCAAGGACUUUAGAGAAACUCUGAAAGGGUAAGUAAGAGGUCUGAAUUUAUUAUGUAAGAGGAAUCUGUAGUUAGCAGGGAAACUGGUUUUGGCAGUUAAGUUGUGAAAAGGGUCGAAAUACUUUAAAUCUUUGUGAAAAUACAAGAUAAAUCAGUGUCUUUGAAUCGGUGUAAACCACUGAAUAAGUCCUCUUUUCUAAAUGCUGACAAAACUCUGUUUUCUGUUAUCAAUUCUGAUGAUCUUACAGGAUGGGACAUGCUGACCAUGAGAUUUCUGAAGCCUUCUCACGGUUCGACUGUGAUGGUAACCAAAUUUUAGACGAGGCUGAACAAGAGAAGAUGAAAAUGGAACUUGAAAAAAAGAGGGUUUGUGUCAGAGUCCAUAUUCAAAGCUCAAUGACUCAGCAAAUGAGUAUACUUGUCCAGUCAGGAAUCCCACCUAACGGUAAGAUUCUAGACUGGAACACUUUCUCGCCGAUCUCUGCUGUUACUGAGACUACAGUGGCCAUCGAGUACCAAAAGAUAUUUACGCGAUAAAGAUGGUAACAGAUGCAAGCAAGUCAACUGUUUUAAGGAAUAGAAUGUUUUUUUAUGUUUUAAAAUUCAAAAACGUUAUCAAUACAAAUUCCUGGGCACAAGAACAAAUGCUCUCUCUCCAUCCUCCUUGUUCUUAUUCUGGUAUGUCUUGCUCAGCCAGUGUUUGGUUCCUGCUAGUUUGUCCGUUCUGAGCUACUGUAGGAAAUAUGGUGGUGCAACACAUCAGCCUCUUGAGCGAGGGCCUGCUGCUUCUAUAAUAUUAAAUAUUUUUUCUAAGUCAUCAAAAUUGAAAUGAUCAUUAUAUUCUGUUCAAUAUAAGCUAAACACACUUCUGCAUUAUACAGUCUAUUUCGUUGGAAAAAUGCUGCUAAAUUCUACAGAAUGUACCUUAAAUAGGAGUUCAACCCAUUUCAUGUCGUUUUCACAAUAUUUUUGCUUUGUUUUAAUAAGGCUUGUCUCCAAAAUAAACUAAAAACUGUUGUGUUUGUUUUUCUUUUUUUUGUCAGGAUGCACUUUGUGCUGAGCUCAACAGUCUUGGGAUGGUUUAUGGAAAGGACUUACUGGAGAAGCCUCCUGUAACACUCAAUGAGCAGAAGAACCACUCAGUUCAUUCCUUUGCGGACCAGGAGAGAUUUCUAGGGUCAGAAAGUUAUCAAAUAUUAGCAAUAUUUUUUAUUUUUUUAGAAAAAAUAUGAUUGUAAUUACAAUGGGUGUUUACCACGGUAUCACUCUUUUAUCACCACAAUAGACUUGUCCAACAGGUCCUCCACCUUGAAAGCUCUGUGGCAGGGAUCACAUCUAAGGUUGAGAUGAUUAUGGAGAACCUGGGAUUACUUGUGAAAGCUGAAAGGACUGAAACAGCUGAGAAACGGCAUGUGGCCAACAAUAAUGUGAGCAUAGUUUAUGUGAACUCUCAAAUCUUGUUUUGAACAUCAUUUUUGGUGGCAGUAACAAGAAGGCUGUUCAAAGUAUGGCUCUUUGUUACACCUAGGUUGUUGAUGAUACCAAAGUAGCUGUUAUUAGUAUAUAGAUAUAAAUCCAUACUGUAUUGUAAUGUUUCAGCAACUUAGUUUUUGAGUAUGAUGGUAUAAAUACUGAAAACUAUUUCUUAUUAACCCUCUAGAGUGACGGAGUUCCCUUAGAUGGAGGUGUCCUGAUUCGUUUGGAUAAAGACUCAUCAAGGAGAGUUUGCAGCACCACAUAUGACUGCCGUAUGUGA
Xyrichtys novacula (pearly razorfish) is the source of this 9305-nucleotide messenger RNA. The record is from the annotation of a GenBank genome assembly. NCBI's taxonomy places the organism in Eukaryota, Metazoa, Chordata, Actinopteri, Labriformes, Labridae.